Messenger RNA from Linum tenue, 3880 nucleotides. The record is from the annotation of a GenBank genome assembly. Lineage: Eukaryota; Viridiplantae; Streptophyta; Magnoliopsida; Malpighiales; Linaceae.
UUCGUCUUAAAUUAUCUGUGAAGAACUCGAAGGAGAAGACGACGACGGAAGCAAACAGUCUCACGGAAACACCUCUACAGUCCCAAUAUCCCCCCUUUUUCUUCGCCAUCGCCUUCGACUUCGACUUCCACCACCAUUAUCAUCGGAAGCAGCUCUCCAUCAGCAAUCGCUAGGGUUUUCUUUGUUAAUGUUAGUUCCACACUCAGUCUGACUUCCGACAAUCCCGCGGCAAUCAGAAACAUCUGAGGGUCUCUUCUGAUUCCCCUGCCUUAGUUUGCAAAGUCCGUUGCUCACCAGUUAGUUCGUAUCUCUCUAAUUGCUGUCUGGCUCGGGGAGUUCAUAGUCGUCUAAUCCGCACUUCGCCACUAGUGUAUUUGGAGUUCCGCAAUGCACCGUGUGGGUAGUGCAGGGAACACAAGCAAUUCUGUUCGUCCGCGUAAAGAGAAGAGGCUUACAUAUGUGCUGAAUGAUGCAGAUGAUACCAAGCAUUGUGCUGGUGUAAAUUGUGUGACUGUUCUCAAGUCAUCAUCUUCCAAGAGUGACUACCUCUUCACUGGGAGUCGUGAUGGCACAUUGAAGAGGUGGGCAGUAUCUGAAGAUUCUGCUAGUUGUUCUGCUACAUUUGAGUCACAUGUUGAUUGGGUGAAUGAUGCUGUCCUUGCCGGGGAGAAUACCCUUGUCUCAUGUUCUUCAGACACUACUCUCAAGACUUGGGAUAGCUUGUCUGAUGGAACUUGUACACGAACUCUUCGACAGCACUCUGACUAUGUUACAUGCCUUGCUGCCGCAGAAAGAAAUAGCAAUAUUAUUGCUUCCUGUGGCCUUGGUGGAGAGGUUUUCAUUUGGGAUAUAGAAGCUGCACUCACUCCAGUUUCAAAAGCAAGUGACACAACAGAAGAUGAGUACUCAAAUGGGGUAGGUGGUUCUGGUAAUUCGUUGCCUAUGACAAGUUUACGGCCCAUUAGCUCAAGCAACAGUAUUACUUCACAUAACACUCAGUCCCAUGGGUAUGCACCAACUGCUGCAAAAGGUCAUAAGGAGUCUGCAUAUGCGUUGGCAAUGAAUGAAACUGGAUCAGUUCUUGUAUCGGGUGGAACAGAGAAGGUUGUGCGUGUUUGGGACCCACGGAGUGGUUCAAAGACCAUGAAGCUAAGAGGUCAUACUGAUAACAUUAGAGCUUUGCUUCUAGAUUCUACUGGCAGGUUUUGCUUAUCGGGAUCUUCUGAUUCAAUGAUCAGACUAUGGGAUCUUGGUCAGCAAAGAUGUGUGCAUUCGUAUGCGGUGCAUACCGAUUCUGUUUGGACCCUGGCCAGCACCCCUACAUUUAGUCAUGUUUAUAGCGGCGGAAGAGAUCUUUCUUUGUACUUAACGGACUUGGCGACUAGGGAAAGUGUUUUGCUCUGUUCAAAGGAGCACCCCAUCAUACAAUUGGCUCUGCAUGACGAUAGUAUAUGGGCUGCAACUACCAACUCUUCAGUUGAUAGGUGGUCGGCAGAUGGACGAAAUCCUGAAAAGGUUUUUGAGAAAGGUGGUUCGUUCUUGGCUGGGAACUUGUCAUUUUCUAGGGCAAGGGUUUCUCUAGAAGGGUCUACACCAGUGCCUGUUCAUAGGGAACCCACCUUGACUAUUCCAGGAACUCCUGCAAUAGUGCAGCAUGAGAUUUUAAAUAAUAAAAGACAUGUAUUGACCAAGGACACUGCUGGUUCGGUUAAGCUAUGGGAGAUCACAAAGGGCGUGAUAGUUGAGGACUAUGGGAAGGUGGCGUUUGAUGAGAAGAAAGAGCAAUUAUUUGAGAUGGUGAGCAUUCCUUCAUGGUUCACAGUGGAUACAAGGCUUGGAUGCUUGUCAGUGCAUCUGGACACUCCACAAUGCUUUUCAGCUGAGAUGUAUUCAGCAGACCUCAGCAUUCCAGGGAAAGCUGAAGAUGAUAAGGUUAAUCUGGCCCGUGAAACCCUUAAAGGACUAUUGAUUCAUUGGUUAUCUAAGAAAAAGCAUAGAGUUGGAUCUCAAGCUUCUUCUAAUGGCGAAGUUCUUCCUGGCAAGGAUAUCACUUCUAGAAGCCUUUCCAAUUCCAGAGUUGAGGUAGAUGGCAAUGCUGAAAAUGACUCCAUAUAUCCUCCAUUUGAGUUUUCAACAGCUUCUCCGCCUUCAAUUCUUACCGAGGGCUCUCAAGGGGGUCCAUGGAGAAAGAAAACCACUGAUUUGGAUGGAAGAGAAGAUGAGAAGGAUUUUCCUUGGUGGUGCCUGGACUGUGUGCUGCAUAAUCGCUUACCUCCUAGGGAGAAUACCAAGUGUAGCUUUUAUCUGCAUCCCAGUGAAGGCAAUGCUUGCCAGAUACUCACGCAAGGCAAACUUAGUGCUCCGCGCAUAUUGAGAAUCCAUAAAGUUGUCAAUUAUGUUUUAGAGAAGAUGGUUCUAGACAAGCCACUUGACAAUUUGAAUCCCGAGGGAACGUUUGCUCCUGGACUUGGUGGAGGGCCAUUGCAACAUUCAGCACUUGGGGAUGGAUCUUUCCGCUCUGGAACAAAACCUUGGGUGAAGUCCAGGAAUACUAUAGAGAUAUUAUGCAAUAAUCAGGUCCUGUCCCCUGAAAUGAGUUUGGCCACAGUGCGAGCUUAUAUAUGGAAGAAACCUGAGGAUCUGAUCCUCAACUACAGAAUCAUCCAGGGAAAGUGACGUGAUACACAACUAAUUCCAAGCAGGUCAGCACAAUUUUAUGGAACAUAUCAAAAGUUUUUAUUCGUAGAGAGCUAGAACUAUGAUUGCUGACCAAUAGUGUGUAUUCAACACUUUUUUUUUUAUGGUAGUGUGUAUUCAACUUUCCUGCCUGAAGAACAAAGCUUAAAUUUGUAUCCUUUAUUUAUGGGAACAGGUAUCACCAGGCUUCGAGAUAAAUGAUAUUUUUUCCUUUGUGAAAAUACUUGGGAAUAUAUCUAUUCUUCUGGCUGUGGUUGCCUUGAUAACUUGAUAUUGGAAACGAGGAAGGCCAAUCAAAUUGUAAAAUCUGUGGCCAUGUCAAAACUGCCUUGAAGAUCAGGGAUGGCGUUCACUGCCAAAUUUUGAUGUCCUCUUUUUUUAUUACCUUCCUGGCCGUCAUUCAAUCUUGAGCUGUAAGGCGGGAAGGGAGUGGGUUCAGUUGUUAACGAUUACUGGGUGAUAAAAUUAUGAAUUAUGAUGUCGAAAAGCGUUGUAGGUGUUCAUUGUUGGUCCCAAAACCUAGUAGCCAUAGAAAACGGAAUUAGUGUUCAGUUUUGGUCUUUCCUUUUCCAGGUUGAAAUAAAUACAGUUAGUUCUAGUAAACAAGAACCACUGGGUCCUUUGGCACUAUUUUUCUCCUGCUUAUGAUUUUCUGGUGGGAUGUUUUGGAACAAAAACUGUGAAUGCCGAGGGCUGGAUGGAGUAUCAGUGUCCUGUGUGGAAGAGAUGAAGGUAUGGAAGAGCUUCUUCGGUGCAAUGAGCUUCGAUAAUCUUAUUAUACUUGAAUCUUACCUUCUUCCCCCCCCCCCCCUGGUUUCCUUACCCAAGUUUGAUUCAUAUUCGUACGUGAUGUAGUUCGAAGUUCAAUGAUGCAGUUGUUUGCAAAUACUGUGUUGGUGUUGAAUUGUCAGUUGGUGGUUGUAAGGUUGUUAACUGGUCUAGUUAUCCCAAUUCCCAAGCUUCAGGUCUAUAGGGUGCUUACUUACUGCUCAAAGGAUUUACCGAAACACGACACUGUAUAUGCGAGAUAGUUGUUUCAUGUUCUUGUUACUGUGGGGAACUCUAGUGUGCAAAACCUUUUCCCUGACUAUGAACUCUCUCUAUACAGAGAUUUCUUCCAGUUUGAGAAAGGAAAUAAUGAGUUUGUGACGAUUGGUAAGCAGCGCAUAUGGCUGGCCAUGUG